AGAGGGGACUGGGAGGAGUCGCCAAUUGCUACCGCCGCUGCAAGUAAAUUGUAGCACUGCGUUAUAGCCGUCUAUCUAGGUAGCCAUUGUCAGAAGAAAAUAAUAGCAAACAAACUUAUGCAACCUAGCGAUUGGAGGUUGAACCAUGCAUUUUAAAAACAUGGCACAAAAUUAGGUUGUAAUCACAACUUUGCACCGCUUUUUUUAUGAAUCCGUUUGCUACAUUAGCUAGGUAGCUAGCUACUUGCUAACAUUCGAUUUAGGAUAGCUAAAAUAAUUUCGGACCUGAACACCCCGUGUGAAUUUGACGUCGGUAGUUCUUGAUGUUUUUCAGCCAAGUGUCGGGGCUGUUUGUAAACGAAGUAGAAGAUGGGGAACCUUUAUGACACAGAGCACCCGACAGAGUCUGACAUCAAUUUGGAGAGCUCACUGCUCUGAACUGGUUCAUUCUUGGCCAGAAGCUUUUACAAGGCUACAACCGCCAGACCUGCCUCCCCAACAUGGAUGCCCUGGUGAAGUCAGAGAUCAGGGAAGAGGGAAGGGAUACUUCGGUCAAGGUCGAGGGCCUCACCAAGGCAGCUAUUCUCAAAGGCCUCUCCCCCAGAGUGAUGCUGUCCAACAACCUUUCGAAAGGAAUGAAGAGGAAGGUCAACCUGGAUGACCAAGCUCGCCAGAAAGUGUCCUUUAGCUUCUCUCAAACAAAAAAACCGCUGCAUCAUCUUUUCCUGGCCCCUCCCAAUCCAGAAAAGUCCAACCUGGAGCCGCCCUCUGCCCUGUUACCUACUACUUCAUUCCCUCAGGACCGAUCAGGUCAGCAUACGGAAAGUAAAAAUGAGAAAAUGCAGCCUGUUUUGUCGGUGCUCACGCGAGUAGCAGAGACCCUUGCACCUCAGACAUCAGUCUCCUCUGUCCCCAAACCUAAAGUGAACUUGGGAAAGAUGCACUUCAAGAAACAGAUAAUCAGUGUUUCUGUUAUCGAAGAAAGUCCCAAAACCAGCAGUGUGUUACAGAAUCCACUCCCUUCCGAGCAACAGGUUUUAACAAAAUCUUCAGGUGAAAUUGUUUCCUCAACACCUCCGUCUCAGAGCAGUCUUCAGUAUAUGGUCAACAAUUGCCUGACUGACAGUGCUCUCACUCACAUAUCUGAUGUGAAGUUGGACCUCACUCUCAAGGAGCCAACUGAUUCCCCCUUUACAGAGAAAAUAGAUGUAAACAGUUCCAGUGUAACAGAGCAGGAAGACACCUCAGUAAAUGUGAAAAGCCUCUGCCAGUCUGAAACCAUACUUCCUGGCUCAGAAUCUGAUGCUGAUUCAGUGCAGACGUCUUCCAGCCAAAAAUCUGGUGAACCCAAUCAGACAGCGAAGUCUAAGAGUAGAAUCAAAAGCGAUGCAAAAAAUAUGUCCUACUCUCGCUCCAAAGUAGAAGAAGCUGAAAAAUGUUCUCACCAUGCACGUUCAGAAAAGGAUGAAAGGACCUUGAGUUACUCAAAGUCUGACCGGGAAUCAAAGUCUGACCGGGAAUCAAAGUCUGACCGGGAAUCAAAUCGCACAUCCUCACGGUCCUCACGUUCUGAUAAAGACCGCAGAAGGACCGGUAGUCGGUCAAGGUCCAGGUCAAGAGGUCCUAGGACAAGUUCUAGAUCAGAGACCAGUUCCAGAUCUGAGAGAUCUAGAGGCGAGCGAGGAUCAGGUUCACGGUCUGAGCGAUCAUAUCGUGACUCUGAGCGGAGGUCAGGAGGUCACAGGAGCUCUCCAUACAGAGAGCGGAGAGGAGGCUCUCGCUCUAGAACAGAUUGCAGCAGAGUUCGUGGCAACAGUUCUGACUCUGAAGAUGACCACAGAAGAACACGGACUAGAACAAGUGAUUCCAGCAGAUCGUCCACCCAUUCUAGCUCACAGACUGAUACAAAAUCAUCCUCUCACUCGAAAUCUGACCGAGACUCGAAAUCUGAGCGAGACUCGAAAUCUGUAGGUUCUCCUCACUUGUCAGAGAUGGACAAAAGAUCACAAUCUUCUAAGUCUGAGAGGACUUCAAAGAGAACUGACUCUGAAUCCAUCCAAAAGUACACUCCUGAAGUAGAAGCUAAUCACAGAAAAUCCAGCAUCCACUACAAGUUGGAAACCAAUGAUCGAUCCACUAAUUUCAGUUCAAAUAUAUCCUCUCAAACAUCAGACAAAAGAUUACAGAAAAGCAGCUCUAGUGGAUCUGAGGUAGAUCACAAAGCAAAGUCUCAGGGCUCUGACAGGUCUUCUGGCUCUGAAACGUCAUGGACAUCUUCCCGUAAAUCUGAUUCUAAGCAAAUAUCAACGUCGUUAGUGCCCUCUAGUAGACAAUCAAAGGAUACAUUUCACAGUUCAAAUAAUUUAGAAACAUGUGAAACCCCAGUGGAUGCACGCCCUUCAAGCAUUAAGGACAAAACAGUAGCAGAUUCCCAGCUAACAGAUAGCUGCCAAAGUGAGGAUGCUGGCAAGGUGAAUGCCAUCACAUCCCACGAUGAAGGCUUACAAAAAACAUUAAAUUGUGAUCCCAGAUUGCGAAAACAAGUUCUCGAUCUAGUUAAUGUGAAGAUUAAUCAUUGCAUUGAGGUUAAGAAUGGCUUGGCGACUUUACCAGAAACCUCUUUUAAAGAGCAAAUAUGUGAGAAAUUCUCCUUAGAAGACAUUGCAAAUGUUAAUGAAAGCCUUAGGACUCAACAAAAAAGUUCUGAGUGUGUAAACACUCAGCUGGUAUCCACCGAGAAGCCAAUUGAUGUAGCCAGUGAUAGUUUUUUCAGUAGUAAUGACAGACUGCUAUUAAGCCAGGAUCAGACAUUUUCUCAAGGUUCAGCGGGGCCAAAGUCAUCACCUACUAUAGACCCAUCUGUCAAAGACCAUCCUAAGCAGAACAAUAAACCAGACAGUGCUGUGCAUUCUAGUAUAAAUGUGACUAUUAACAUGCAGUCUUACAAAAGUGUCCCUCUCAAAUCUGAAGCCUCUUGUCUUGAAUCUGAAGUUCUGAAUAAUACUGAACAACAUAACUUUAAUUUGUCUGGAAAAAAUAGAGCUAAUAUAAAAAGGUCACGUUGGGAUAUUGUUGGGCAAGACCCCUCAGACAGUGAUAACACUCAGAAAUGCUUUUCUCAAGAAAGCAAACCUGCUGUGAAAAAGGUAAUCUCUGUCAAGAGAAUAGAGUUUUCUAAGGACAAUAGCCAAGAGGAUCCAUCUCUGGUAAAGGAUCACCUCACGCUGGAAGCUAAGUCACAUUCCAAAACUAUUAACCAAGGGGUAAAUGCCAAACAAGAACACAGCUCCGUACCUAUACCUCCUAGGAAUGACCAGUUUGAGUCAUCAAACCCAGCUGUUCUACCAGCCACAUGUGGAACCAGCAAGGACCAUUCAGGCAUCAAACCCCACCUUAGCCAAAUGGAUGGAGAUCGCUUGCUUUCAAAUCAUACCUUGCAUGUAGGUAGAGCUACAAGGGAACAGGGUUUGAAUGGUGACGGGAAUGUAGAGAAACCUAUAGAUGUCCCAGACAAGAGCAAACUGGCGAAGAGACGAGUGUCGAGUCAGGACGGCGUAGAACAUAGUGAAGACAGUGACACUGACGAUUCAGAGUCUGACUCCGACUGUGGCGCCGUUGUGAAACGGAUGCACUCUGUGGUGGUCGUGCCUAAGAAUUCCACUCUCACUCACUCCGACACAAUGGACAUGUCUGCCUCUCCCGGCAGUCCAAGCUCUAUCCCGGGACGCCAGCAUGCUAAUCGGGCCAGCGGUCAGGAGGGUGAGCUGGAAAGGAAUGAGGUUCCAAGCCCACCACAGAGGCAAAGGGGCUUCUCUAACAUGUGUGUGAACACUAGGCAGGCCAGUAAUCCUGUGGAUGGAAGUCUCCCUGCCCACGGCAGCAUUAUAUAUCAAUCCCAAAGCAAUAUGAUUGAUAGCACCAGCCACCUUGAAGGCUCCAAUGCCAUCGAUGCCCGGCUUUAUAAGGAUCCGUAUAGCAGUGAACACGGAAGACUGAAGGUUGGUACAGCCACGGUGAGCCAAGUUGCUGCUGCCCACAGCCUGGAAAACUCCUUCAGGCAGUCUGUCCCAGGUCAUUCACAGCAUCAUGGGAGUGAUAGGGGUGGCAGAAUGCCCUCGCAGUACCAACAGGGAGAUUUCGCUAUCUCUGAUGAUUUCAACAGCUGUCUGGGCUGGGACUUCACACAGCCAGAGCAACCGAGCAGUACGUACCAGCAGCCAGACAGCAGCUAUGCAUCCCAGCAGCAUCCUGGCAUUCAACAUCCAGGAAAUUCCUCUUUAGGGCAGGUGUACAGGCCAGACAAUGGGGCCUACUGGACCCAAGUACCAACUACAACUCAAACCUGCAGACCAGCCUACCUCCAUGUGCCAACAACACAUUACCAGGAGGGUGUGGGUCAAGUUCAUCCUGACUCCCUGACUAACGACUGUGAUGAGGACAGUGAGGGGAAACCAGCCGGGCUUAGUAGAGUAUCACUGGAAUGUAAUGGUCCUAACCUUCCUGGCUUGUCAGCCUUUGUCCAAGCUCAUGAAAUAAGCAGUAACUGCCGAGGCUCUGUCCACUCUGCCACUCCUGAAAGGGUUGCCGUAGUUGAAUCCCGCAGAGACUAUCACAACUCGAGGCCCCACAGAAGCAGGGGCCCUCCCAAGAAGAGGCGGCCAGAGAUCGAGUCUGAUUCCGCAGACGAGUCCGAAACUGUGCACUCUAGCAAGAGGGACCGGCUGUCAGAAAGAGACUUCCCAAAAGUUUCAAAAGACUCAGAAACUCCUGUUCAGGCUGAGGUGCAACGGCCUUUGCUUAGUCUGAAGGAUUUCCAGGAUGCUAUGAACUGGAGGGAAAUGGCUAAGUCUAAGAAGAUGCCACCAUACUUUGACCUGAUUGAGGAGAACUUAUAUCUGACUGAAAGGAAGAAAAACAAGUCUCAUCGUGAUAUCAAGCGUAUGCAGUGUGAGUGUUCUACGCUCUCAAGGGAAGAGCGGUCACGUGGUAUGAUGGCUUGUGGGGAGGACUGCCUUAACCGCCUGCUAAUGAUUGAGUGCUCAUCGCGAUGCCUGAAUGGAUCGUAUUGCUCCAACCGACGCUUCCAGAUGAAACAACAUGCAGACUUUGAGGUCAUCCUGACAGAAGAUAAGGGCUGGGGACUGAGGGCAGCUAAGGACCUGGCAACAAACACCUUUGUACUGGAGUACUGCGGUGAGGUGUUGGACCACAAGGAGUUCAAGACUCGGGUGAAAGAAUAUGCUCGCAUGAAGAAUAUCCACUAUUAUUUCAUGGCCUUGAAAAAUAAUGAGAUCAUUGAUGCCACGCUGAAGGGGAAUUGCUCUCGCUUCAUGAACCACAGCUGUGAGCCAAAUUGUGAGACUCAGAAGUGGACUGUGAACGGCCAGUUGAGAGUUGGGUUCUUCACCUCCAAGACUGUUCCGGCUGGUACCGAGCUUACGUUUGAUUACCAGUUCCAGAGAUAUGGGAAAGAGGCCCAGAAGUGCUACUGUGGGGCUCCGACGUGUAGAGGUUUCCUGGGCGGUGAGAACAGGGUCAGCGUACGAGCAGCAGGAGGGAAGAUGAAGAAAGAGCGCACUCGCAAGAAGUACACCUCUGUGAGCAGUGCUCUAACCACGGUGGAUGAGGAACUUGAGGCACUGCUGGAGAACGGGGAGGGCCUGUAUGACGAGAAGGAGGUAGUGUCACUCUGCCGGUUGAUGGUCAGAAUGGAGACCAUGGAGCAGAAACUCACCUGUCUCAAACUCAUCCAGGAUACCCAGAACCCGUCUUGCCUGAAGCAGUUCCUGGACCAUCACGGUCUGUCACUGCUUUGGAUCUUCAUGGUGGAACUUUCAGAAGCCAAGGGUAACAGUGUAAAUAACGUCAAAUUGCAGUUUGAGAUCAUGAAAACCCUCUCGGUGCUGCCCAUCUCCACUAAGAACAUGCUGGAGGAGAGCCGGGUUCUGAGCUUCAUUCAGCGCUGGGCGCAGACCCACACACACUCCCUCCCCCAAACCGCUGGCACCGAACAGGACGACUACUCGAGUGAGAACACGUCACGCGCCCAGACACCGCUAAAUACUCCAGAUGGCUCUUUGGCCUCCACCACCAAACGGGGGCCGGAGCUGGACAUUGACACCCCUAAACGGGCCGUAUAUCGCCGUCUCAAGAUAAUCAGCGAGAAUAGCCUGGACAGCGCCAUGUCGGACACCAGCAAGGCCUCUGACGGCAAGGAGGAGGAAGAGGACGAUGAAGAGGAGAUUGAGGACGAUGAAACCUCCCAGUCUGGGCUCGUCGGAGACAGCAGCAAACUGGCUAAGCCAGAACCUGUUGUUGAGGCCCAGACUCUGAUGGCAGAGGAUCAUGCAGGAGAGCCCAUCACAGAGUUGAAGGAGAACCCGGAGGAGGAGGUGCCCACAGAGGUUGCAGAGCCCACGUUGAGCCAAGAGGCAAAAGAUGAACAGCAGGAAGAGGUGAAAGAUGAGAGCUUGGAGGAGGAGAAUAAGGAGUGUAUGGAGGGACCGAAGGAGGUUGGGGGAGAGCAGGAAGAGGACCAGCAGACCAGUCAGGUAGUGGAGCCGAGUGUAGUGGUGGAUGGAGAACGGACCAGCGAGGAGGUCCUGGAGAAACCAAAGGUUGAGCCAGUUCAGGUAGAUCUUACUGAGAUCCCCUCAGAGGAGCAGGCACCAGAGGAGAUUGAAAAGACACCUGGGACUGGGACAGAAGACCCGGAGAAGGUCCCGGUUGAGGAGGAACCGCCAGGCCCCACAGUCCCUGAAUGCCACUCGGAGGCGGCCCCUGACCCUGGGGACAUUGCCCAGGUAGUGACCCCAGUUCCUGAGGCCCCUCCUCCUCCGGUGACACCUGCAGAGCCCGUGGCGGUGGGAACCCCCUCACAGGACGAGGAAGAGGGUGUGUCUGACGUGGAGAGUGAGAGGAGCCAAGAGCCCCAGCUCAGAGCCGUGGACAUCGGCGACAUGGCUGCUAAGCUACUGGACAGCUGGAAGGACCUGAAGGAGGUCUACAGGAUCCCCAAGAAGAGCCAGGUGGAGAAGGAGACACACGAUCGUAGUCGGGACCGAGAUGCUGCCCAGACUCCAGCUCGCACCCCCUCCGGCAGCCGAGAACGGGAGAGAGAACGGGACAAGGAGAAGGACCGGGAGCGUGACCGAGAGAGGGAGCGUGACCGAGAGAGGGACAGAGACCGGGAAAGGGACAGAGACCGGGACUGGGAUAGAGACAGGGAGAGAGAGAGGGACAGGGACCGUGACCGAGACAGAGACAGAGACUGGGACAGGGACUCAGAGAAGACUCCUCGUAGCACGGAGAGACGGAGGAGACGGGCAUCCACCUCCCCACCACCCUCCUCCUACGAGAGGAGCAGCAGACGCAACGAGGACAGGUUUGACCUGGCCGGCUGCAGCAAGAAGCCACGUACGCUGACCGUCACCAAGGAGCGCACAAAGCUGUCCACGGAGGAGCGCCGGAAGCUGUUUGAGCAGGAGAUGGCCCAGCGAGAAGCUCAGAAACAGCAGCAGCAGCUACACCAGCAGCAGCAGCAGCAGCUCCAGCAGCAGCUCCACACUCAGGCGUACGACGCGGCCCUUACCUACGCCGCCAGCCCUGCAGGCUUCAUCCACUACCCCCCCGGGUACCCCCUCCAGACCUACGUGGACCCGGUCAACCCCAACGCUGGCAAGGUCCUGCUGCCCACCCCGCCCGUGGAGCCCCUGGUCCCGGCGGCGCUGGCCUUCGAUCAGACCCCGCCCCAGCCUCUGAUCGCUGAGAUGGGCCUGGCCUCUCCGUCCUCCACGUCCCAGCAGCCUUCGGUCGCCAACCUCUCAAGUCACGCCCACCACGUCCACCCGGCCGCCGCCACCCACCUGGAGCUCCACGCCGGCGCCCCCGUCGCCCCCCAGCAGUAUGUCCAGCAGCCCGGUGUGUCGGCCCAGGACCCUGGGGUAGCCAUCCUGGCAUUGCCUGCUGUCUCCGCUGCGUCUCAGGUGUCGGUGGGCCAGCAGAGCUACACCACCCUGUGGGACCCCACAACUCAGCAGCCGGUAACGGUCCAGACCCAGGCUGCACCACAUUACCACGCCGUCCCUGCGGCGCCUCCCACGCAGACCGCCAUCUACUACCAGGGACAGCCCUGCCCGACCAUCUACAGCAUCCCCACUGCCUUUCCCCAGGCCAACACACCUGUCAUACAGACUUACAGCGAUCCGUCUGCCAGCUACCUCCAGGGUCCGCCGGUAUACCCCGGCCAUCAGCAGGGACUGGUGUUACAGGGAGGCACGGUCACCACCAUCGUCACCUCCCAGAAUGUCCAGCAGGAGAUGUCCAACACCCUAUUAGUCCCCAACAGCAUGAUGGACCUACCCCCUCCGUCUCCUCCCAAACCCAAAACCAUCGUCCUACCGCCCAGCUGGAAGGUGGCGCGGGAUGGCGAGGGCAAGAUCUAUUACUACCACGUCAUCACCAGGCAGACUCAGUGGGACCCCCCCAGCAGCUGGGAUGGGGCGAGUGAUGACGCCCACAGCAUAGACCAUGAGGCUGAAAUGGACCUGGGGACGCCCACCUAUGACGAGAACCCCUCCAAGUUCUCUACUAAGACAGCAGAGGCUGACACCUCCAGUGAGCUAGCUAAGAAGAGCAAGGAAACUUUCCGGAAAGAGAUGUCCCAGUUCAUUGUGACCUGCUUGAACCCGUUCCGAAAACCGGACUGCAAACUGGGACGCAUCAUCAACACUGAGGACUUCAAACACCUAGCCAGAAAGCUUACUCACGGUGUGAUGAAUAAGGAACUGAAGUCCUGUAAGAACCCGGAAGACCUGGAGUGCAAUGAGAACGUCAAGCACAAGACCAAGGAGUACAUCAAGAAGUACAUGCAGAAGUUUGGCAGCAUCUAUCGGCCUAAAGAGGAUACCGAGCUGGACUAACUAUGCGAUUGGAGGAACAGGGAUCAACACUUGAAACGGUGAUUAGUGCUCCGCUCGUUUGGGUUCGAAGAAACGGUCGAAGGAGAUGUACUCGGACCCGUGCACCACAACCCCCCACUCCCCCGGGUCAGGUCGAGCCGUGAAACAGUGCUGUGUGAAAUCCUUGGAGGUGUGAUCUUUCUCCGUACACGAAUUUAUGAGGAGGACAUUUUUUGGCAACAAAUACUGUCCUAAACUGAUGCCUCGCUGGGCCCACUGGCUCGUGAAUGGGACUAAUGAAGGGGGCGGGGGAUUAUGUCGCAGCAGAGCCAGGCCCCGCCCCCUCGAGGGGUGGAAGCUCCAGGUGAAGUGUUCACAGAGACUGAUGUGACACCUAGCGUGCGUCUCAGCUAGCACCCGACCCCCAAUAUCUGCACGGUGGGGAACAGGGUGUCAGCUUUGACUCAGGCUUAGAAUGGGGUGCUACGUUCAGUAAGUUCUCACUAUCAUGUGUAUUAUUAUUUUUUUUUUUAUCUUUUAACAAUUUAGCUUUCUAAAGAUGUCCUCAAGAUCUUCCUGUCUGCUCGGUAACUCUUUGCCCCCGGUUUUUGGAAUGAAUUCUUGAAAUGGUCGGACGUUGCUGUUUGUUGGGUUUCUGCUAUUGGAGUUUUGCAUUACCAUGUCCAGCUGGGAUGAUUAACUGGUAAAAAUGGAUCAUUAUAAUGACGGAGGGGAAAAAUGGUUUUCCAUGUGACCAACCGGCUGCCCUGCGGUACUCCACCUGAGGAUGGAAUACGGUGCCGUUUGGAAUGUGUCCUCCUUUAGUCCUUGUCACCUCAGAGGAGUGUGAAGAGCUAGCUAACAUGGAGAAACGUUCAGGGUGGGAAAUUAUGAUGGAGCUCGUGCUUCUCUCGGUGCAGCCGGUUGUCUGACGGUGUAUCUGGUGGUGGACAGUUAUAGGCAGGACCCUCAGAUGGACUAGGAGGUAGAUAAGGAAACGCUACUUUGAAGGGGAUAUCAGAAAUGUUUUUAUGUCUUUUAUCUACUUACUAGUACUGUGAAGUUAACAGGAUUUGGAUACCAUCAUUGACCCCCCCCCCCCCCCCCAUUGCUCUGAUAGCCUUUCCUGGGCCACUCCCUCCACCUCUGAAAGCUCUUGUAGCAGUGAUUUUUAACUGUCCAUUUUGCAUCAAUGUCUUUUGUUGUUUUUACUUUGCCGAUUGGUUUGGACAGGCGUCAGGAAGGUGCCUGCGCUGUCGUCCUGUUGUUACGCAAACCGUUUUUAUUUGUCAGUCGCCUGGGUAACGAGGUCUUUGUACCCUUGUCAGGUUCUACCAUUUCGUGGGCUUGAAGUCAUAAAUGGCCUCAACUGUCUCACGCCCCCAUUAAAUCAAGUUAAAACCCAAAACAUAUGUAUUAUAUUGAUUUAUUUGUGAAUAUAUUGAGAAAUAGUUUUUCGAGAAUGUUUAAAUAAGCAAGGACUUCCUGUUUGUCCAAUGAUGUAACGUAUUACAGGUUUAGUUAUACCAAACGUGUGUCAGGCGGCACCCUAUUCCCUGUAUAGUGUGUAGGGCGCCAUUUGAGACACGGGUGUAGGGGAUGAGGACAGGGCCCUACAAGCUCAAAGCCGCAAACACCUGUGCCAGCCCCCCCGGGCCCCUCCCUCCGUCAGUCAGUCAGGUUUCUACUGACUCUCAUAACGUCUAUUUUAUUUUUUUUGUGUUUUUUGGUGGCGGGUUUGCAGACAGAUUUCUUGAGAUUUUUUUUUUUUUUUAUGUACAAAGUGGUGUUCAACACAAACUCUAAUGUAAUUACUGUGUAAGCACAUUGUUAUUGAGUGUACAAACAUUUUAAAAGAAAAUAAAC
Messenger RNA from Esox lucius (northern pike), 10766 nucleotides. RefSeq names its product SET domain containing 2, histone lysine methyltransferase (gene setd2). Gene Ontology annotation, biological process: regulation of DNA-templated transcription. The transcript has 23 exons. The coding region runs from base 501 to 8921 and encodes 2806 amino acids. Gene Ontology annotation, molecular function: histone H3K36 methyltransferase activity; protein binding. The record is from RefSeq and is a predicted model, not a curated record. Gene Ontology annotation, cellular component: chromosome; nucleus. Lineage: Eukaryota; Metazoa; Chordata; Actinopteri; Esociformes; Esocidae.